AGUGUUAUUAGGUCUGCACGAUGUGGUGGAUCCUAGCGGCUGUAUCAGCCGUUACUUUGUGCUACUGGUUACUCAAACGCCCCCACAAGUAUUGGAUAGAAAAGGGGGUCAAACAAGGAAGUCCUAAAUUUAUUUUCGGGGAUGGUUAUGAACAGAUGAUGCAAAGACAGUCAUUUCCGGAAUUGGUUGAGAUGGUUUACAACAUGUGUCCAAACACCAGGUACUCAGGGGUCUACCAGCUUUUUCGACCAACGCUGAUUUUGAAAGAUCCUGACCUUAUUAAACAGAUUACCGUCAAGGACUUCGACCAUUUUGUCGACCAUUUACGUUUUGUUUCAGAAGAUAGUGACCCGCUGUGGAGUAAUAAUCUAUUCGCUCUGAGUGGCAAGAGAUGGCGCGAAAUACGUGCUACACUUAGCCCUGCUUUCACCAGCAGCAAAAUGAAAUUUAUAUUCUCCUUAAUCUCGCAAAGCGGCGAACAAUUCGUGAAUUACUUUUUGGAAAAAAACGAAGAUGUCAUUACCGUUGAAAUGAAAGAUAUUUUCACAAGAUUCGCUAACGACGUCAUCGCCAACACUGCCUUUGGUGUUCAAUGUGACUCUUUGAUUGACCGCGAAAACGAGUUUUUCUUAAUGGGAAAAGAAGCCACGGAUUUUAGAAGUUUCUGGAAAAAUAUAAAAUUCUUUGUAUACUUUAUAGCACCUAAAUUGUCUGAAUUAUUCCAAGUGAGGUUUUUUUCCAAAGAGGUCAGCGACUUUUUCACCAGUUUAGUUAAAACUAAUAUCCAAAGUCGCGAAAAGCACGGAAUCGUAAGACCUGACAUGAUCCAUCUUCUCCUUGAGGCUCGAAAAAAGGGGCUCAAACAUGACGAGUCUCCUUCGAUCCAAGAUACAGGUUUUGCCACAGUCGAAGAACAUGACUUUACCAAAAAUGCCAAGAAAAUCGAGCGUGAAAUUACAGACCAAGACAUCGCCUCGCAAGCGUUGGUGUUCUUCUUCGCGGGUUUUGACACAGUUUCGUCUUUAAUGAGCCUCAUGUCGUACGAGCUUGCUGUAAAUCCAGACGUCCAAGAGAAACUCGUGAAAGAAGUCGACAAUACUUUUGACAGCUGUCGUGGUAAAAUUACCUAUGAAAGUCUUCUUGGAAUGAAAUACAUGGACAUGGUUGUAUCCGAGUCUUUAAGAAAAUGGCCUAAUACUGCUGCUGUUGACAGAAUCUGUACUAAACCCUACACCAUUGAAGCCAAAUAUCCAGACGAAAAGCCUCUACAUCUAGAAAAAGAUAUUAGGCUUUUGAUACCAAUUUUUGCCAUCCACCGUGACCCUAAAUAUUAUCCAGAGCCAGAGCGGUUUGAUCCCGAAAGAUUCAGCGAUGGAAACAAAGCUAACAUUAAACCUUACACGUAUUUGCCUUUUGGUAGUGGACCUAGGAAUUGUAUCGGUUCUAGGUUUGCACUACUCGAGACAAAAAUUUUGUUCUUUUAUAUUUUAUCGCAUUUCCGGAUUGUUCCUGUUGAGAAGACUCCGAUUCCUUUGGUUUUGUGCAAAAAGCAGUUUAAUUUGAAUGCGAAGGAUGGGUAUUGGUUAGGGCUAAAACGACGUUCCAGAAUCUGAUUAAUUGGUGCAAAUGUAAUCUACGAACCACUGUUUCACGUAAAUUUGUGAUAAUGUGUCAAUGUGUCAAUAUGUCUUGAUAUAUUCUCCAUUUUGAAAGUAUAUAGAUGUUUUAGUGAAGAAUGUAUAUACUUUUUAAUAAAAAAAUAAACUUAAAUCAA
Molecule: messenger RNA, 1774 nt
Organism: Zophobas morio
Lineage: Eukaryota; Metazoa; Arthropoda; Insecta; Coleoptera; Tenebrionidae
Product: cytochrome P450 9e2-like
Exons: 3
Coding region: 21-1613 (530 amino acids)
Molecular function (GO): oxidoreductase activity, acting on paired donors, with incorporation or reduction of molecular oxygen; monooxygenase activity; iron ion binding
Source: RefSeq, a predicted model, not a curated record